UCGUAGCGAGCGGAAGGAGGCGGCCGGGCUGCGGUCGAUAGUUGCUGGGGCGCAGGCGCGGGGUCUUGACGCCUGAGGGGCUAUAAGAACACGCCAGUCCGCCGGCAGGCUGAUACGCGGCUGCCGGCAGCCAGCGUCCGCAAGGGCGCACGCGGACCCGCAAAACAUGCAUACGAGCCGUCCGCGCGGCGUGCACAGCAUCGCGCUAGUGCUGUCUCUUGCGAUUGCCUGGUUGCCUCAUGCCGACCAUGCCGCGGGAGCGGGAGGAGGGGGGAUGUUUGGUGACGUCAAUAUCUCAGCCAUUUUGGAUUCGCUAAGUGUAAGCUACGACAAAAGAGUGAGGCCGAACUAUGGAGGACCGCCAGUGGAUGUGGGAGUCACCAUGUACGUGCUAUCCAUCAGCUCCUUAUCUGAAGUGAAAAUGGAUUUCACGCUGGAUUUCUACUUCAGACAAUUUUGGACAGACCCCAGGCUUGCUUACAAAAAAAGGACGGGUGUGGAGACCCUGUCCGUUGGCUCGGAAUUUAUUAGAAACAUAUGGGUACCCGACACCUUCUUCGUUAACGAAAAACAGUCUUAUUUCCACAUAGCUACUACAAGCAACGAAUUCAUACGCAUUCAUCAUUCUGGAUCUAUUACUAGGAGUAUAAGACUGACUAUCACCGCUUCUUGUCCGAUGGAUUUGCAGUAUUUUCCGAUGGACCGUCAAUUAUGCAAUAUUGAAAUCGAAAGUUUUGGCUACACCAUGCGGGACAUCCGAUACAAGUGGAAUGAGGGGCCCAACUCAGUGGGCGUGUCGAGCGAAGUGUCUUUGCCGCAAUUCAAGGUGCUGGGCCAUCGGCAGCGGGCUAUGGAGAUUUCUCUUACAACAGGAAACUACUCUCGUCUGGCAUGUGAAAUUCAAUUUGUGCGCUCGAUGGGAUACUAUUUAAUUCAGAUAUAUAUUCCUUCUGGCCUUAUUGUCAUUAUAUCUUGGGUGUCAUUUUGGUUGAACCGAAACGCGACACCUGCAAGGGUGUCACUAGGUGUCACCACUGUAUUGACUAUGACGACGCUCAUGUCGUCCACUAAUGCUGCUCUGCCCAAGAUCUCAUAUGUCAAAUCCAUCGAUGUCUAUCUGGGAACCUGUUUCGUCAUGGUCUUCGCCAGUUUACUAGAAUAUGCCACAGUUGGCUAUAUGGCUAAAAGGAUACAGAUGAGGAAACAAAGAUUUACUGCUGUUCAGAAAAUGGCCGCUGAAAAGAAAAUGCAAAUUGAUGGUCCUCCAGGGUCAGCUGAGCCUGUCCCCCCACCGAGGACGAGCACCUUGUCCAGGCCACCACCCCCUAGCCGAUUAUCGGAGGUUCGGUUCAAAGUUCACGAUCCGAAGGCAUAUUCUAAAGGUGGCACCUUAGAAAACACUAUCAAUGGCGCACGGGGCCCAGCCCCAGGACCUGCCCCACCGGCUGAUGAAGAAGCUGGACCACCCCCACAUCUCGUUCAUGCAUCCAAGGGUAUCAACAAAUUGCUCGGCACGACUCCCUCGGACAUCGACAAGUACUCGCGCAUCGUGUUCCCCGUCUGCUUCGUUUGCUUUAACCUUAUGUACUGGAUCAUUUACCUUCACGUAUCUGACGUCGUGGCUGAUGACUUGGUACUACUAGGCGAAGAAAAUUGAAUUAUCUUUUACUAUACCGGACUUGUUUUAACUUAGGGUGCUUAUGAUCAGCCAUCCAUCAAGUUUCGGUAAAGUUCUUUAAAUCCUAGAAACGCUCAGUAAACUAUUAGCGUUCUUUGUAUUUAUAAAUAUAAUAGUACAGAUCACUAUGUUUAUUAUAGAUAAGUGUCGUGUAUAUUGGCACUGGUAAUAUUAAUUCUUUAGAAAAUAGAGAUAAUAUAAAGUUCAAAUAUAUGAGUCAAUCUGUCUAAGAGACAAAAUGUUAUACCUUCAAUAGUAAUCAGUCUAUAAAUAAAGUUGUAUGUAUACAGAAAAAACUGUGCGGUUUUAAAGUUAUUUACAUUUAAAUAGAUUGCAAUACAGCCCUAGUUAGUUUACAAAAUACUUACUAAAUGCAGUUCUAUGCGCUAUUUCUUGGUAACUUCAAACGAUGGCUGUCUUUACUUCUCGUAUUGAUUAAGUAGCUGCAGUUAUAUUGAGUAUCUUCACCCAUAACAUUAAAAAGUACAUUGUUUGAAGAGACGUCUCCUAAACUGCUUUCCAACUGUGCCCUUAGAAAACUGACUAAUGAUUGUAUCUUUAUCCGCCAAAACUUAAAUAGAAGAGUCUAAUGCUACUGUAGUUGUAACACAUUCAAAUGAUAACUAUUCAGUAAUGAUAUUAAAUUAGUGUAAAACUAUUGUAUCUACCAAAACAAAUCAGUAUUACUAGUUUAAGAUUCCGUAACAUUCAUUUAGUUUAUUUAGAUGCAGAUACUUACAUCUUAGACAGUCAUAGACCCUUGUAAUAUAGGUACAUAGUGCCUCAUCCCCCAGUGAUACUGUCACUGCUCGUGAAUCUACCUUUAGAGUCUGUCAGUAGUUUAGUUAAUCUAUCAAGGAGUUAAUCUAAAACGAUGGAAUUUUAUGAGGACUUGAUUGUACAAUUACGACCGUGGGUCCUUUCUAGGGCAAUGUGUAAAUAAUUUAUACAUAAUUAUAUUUAUACGACUAGGAUAUACACGAUUGCUCUAGUUAAAAAGUUAUUAUGUUCAAUUUAACAUGUAUACACCGGUAAUACACUUCAAAUUAAAUCUAGUGCACAGAACACUUUUUCUACGUAGUUUAAAAUUUACGUGUAUCAAUGAAUACUUAUAAUAUAUUAGAUCUGAAGGCGUAACACGACCCAAUAUAUUCAAAAGAUUGGCCGGUCAUAUCGAUCUCGGAUUCUUAUUUUUCCUAUCCAAAUCAAAAAUGGAUAGCGAUCGAGCGUGUUUCUCCCAUGCCAUAAUGAUACGCGGGUGAUAGGUCAAUAGCACUGUUAUACCUAAUGUACGUUUAAAUUAUAUUUAGUAAGUAUGGUAAUCGAUAAGAAUAAAUGAGUAAAGGGAAAUGAAGAGUUUCGUAGAGUACCGUUUAUAGAGCUGUGACUAUUCUAAGUUUUGAUCACAGCAUUAAUUGAAAUUAUUAAUAAACUUAAGAAACUAAUAACUAAUAUUAAAGGGAAGUAAUUCUUCGUUUUGUUUUACCUUUAAAGGCUUGUAGAUAGUUUGAUUGAUAUUGUUUGAAUUGAUGUGUUCCAACUUAUUUGAAGAAACGUUUGUAACGUUUUAUCAAACAAUACUUCCUUGUUGUGACUCCAGUUUUUAAAUAUUUACAAUAUCAUUUUGGAGUAUUUUAAGAUUUGAGCAGCGUGCCAUAUCUUGUUAGAAUGAUCCCAAAUUAUUUAUUUCUGAAUUUGCUCAACGUUUUUCAAAGACACUAUUUAUAAAUAUAUAUUUAAGGGAGUGGGAAUAGGAAUGUAAUAAAUAGGAUAGGGAUUAAUAUUUUAAAGCAAUUAUAAUUUGCCUCCUAUUUAUAUCCACAUACUCAGACUGUGCAUUAAGACUAGAUUUGAAUAAAUUGUAUCAUUUAGAAGGUCUGCUUGGGUUCUAAAUAUAUUUAAAUUUAUUCAGUAAUACAAUAAAAUUAAUCCUAACAAUUGUAUAAAGACUGAGUCAAUAUUCUUUUAGUUCCUCAUAUUUACAGCUAAAAUGAACGUGACAGCCAUCUACGUUUCCUUGAUUACGUAAGUUCUUCUGUUUCUAUGAACCUACUGUAUAAAUCAAAAGUAUAAAUAAAUAUUGAUAUUUAAAAAGAUUAUUACCACGAAAGUGAUAAAACCUUUUCUGUUGUCAAAUAAAUGUAUGAAUUUCUUUAUAAAUCAUUUAGUAGUAGUUACUUACAAUCAGCCAAAAUGGAUAAGUGUGUCUUUAAAGAUUACUAUUAGUCGACCUUCAAAUGAACUAUAAAAAUUGUACAUGAAUAUGAAAAAAAAAGUAAGAUGUGAAAUUCGCAUUAUAUUGCACCUAGUUAGUAAGUAAGUAGCGUAGCUUAGCGUACGGGGAAGCGGGCGAGGCGCGCCGUGGGGACAACUCACGUCAGCAAUUGGAACUUCGUAGAUUCGUUUGAAACGGAAAACUUAUCGCUGAUCUUUUGCAGGGAGAGAAACCUAAUAUGCUAGUAUCGGUUCUACAAUGGCUCGUAAUUUGGACGUGAGCUCAAGCGCGCAUGGCCCGCAGACCUCUUUCGCGAAACCAAAUUCUAAAUCACAUUUAAAUGAAUCUAGCGUAAUUAAAGAAAUUAUACUGUGUGAGUAAAUCAAUUUAGAAAUCUAAGAUGAUGAUGAUGAUAAUUUAUUAAGAUAAGUAUCAAAAAUAAAAUAAAAUAUUCAAUGACAUAAAAAUAUAGGUAUAUUAUCACGUUCCCAGAUUAGCAUCUACCACUUCUGUCAAAGAAUUCAGACACGAUGAAAUAUUUUUGUUGCACUAUCAAAAACUUAUUAUACCUACACUAUUGUUAUUAUGGAUACAUUCUUUGUCGAGUUUUUAGGUACGGGCAAGUGACCAUCUGUGUACCCACGAAGUAGAGAAUGGUGUAUUUAAAUCAUCCAUGUACAACAAAGGCUGUCGAAAGUUUAUAUUCUAAACCAAAUUCUAAACUAAUACAGAUUUUUUAAAUUAUUGUAAGCUACAAAAAUCACUUACCGUCACUUGCACUUACGGCUUUAGGAAGUAGAUAUCUACCCUCACUGAUAUUGUUUUGCUAUGCAUUAAGUGUCAAGGCACUUGUUCUUCUUUGAAUAUACCGGAUGAUACAAAACAUAUUUUUGUUACUAAGUAUGUAGAUAUCACUCGCUUUAUAAAUCUACAACAGUUGGAACUUACUACAUACCUACAUACAAAAGAUUGAUUGAAUAUAUUAGAAAAUACGGACUCGAAUAGUGCCAAAUGCGAGGCUUUAAACUUUUAUUCGCUUUUUAUGACAAUAUUACUACCAUAUCUGUUUAAUUAAAUGUAAAAUGACUGUCAGUCUCAUUAGAUAUUUCAUACUUACGUUCGAUUCAAAGAUACUCAGACAAUAGUUAACUAUGUGAUGUAUAUAAAUUAUACAGUAUUUUGAAUCACUUAGACUUUGAGCAAUGGUUUGUUGUUGUUGUGCACGAGUUUGUAUACCGCUAUUGUAAAUAAACGUUAAACUGAUCUAUUCAGCAAAAAAUUAACUUCGUCAACAGACAGUGUAAUGUAAUGCAAAUGCAUAAAAUUAAUCUUAAUAUCAUCUUCUUUGUGCUUCACCUUGUUCGCCUGUGUUACGAAUGUUAUUUCUUUCAAUCAAGUGUUUUAUUGAAGUCAUAGUGUUACAGCGUGGCAUGCUAUGUACUUUGUUUUACGUUGAGAUCGAUUCUACUCUACGGCUAUUUUUGACUAAGUGACUACAUGGUGUUUAGUUUUACUUUAGUUGUAUAAAAAAAAUAUUUGUAUAUUUUUACUUUAAGUAAUUUUGGAAACUCAGGGUUCCCCUUUGUUUCGCCACAGAGAGGUUUCAAGUAAAAGUCAAUAAUUCGUGUAACGGUUUAUUACGCUUUGUAAAUACAUAUAGGUGCGGGACAAUGAUCACUACCAACUGGUUGUUAUGGUAAAUAUAGAUGCGGAACAAUGAUCACUACAUGUAAUCGUCAGUUAUUAAAACGACGAACGGAAAAGUAUCUGUCUCCAAGAUUUCGAGAGCUCUCCUGUUACCGGAGCGCGGUGUAGAAAAAAAUUCGUUCCAUAGAAAAACGUCAAAAAUUGCUACAGACUAAAUUAUGUAUAUAGUUGCCAGCGCACUGGCGUUCGGAAACGCCACAUAAUGAAAUAUUGGAACAAUUUUACUUGCAUGGUGAUAAUGAAAAUUAAUUUUUCAUGUUAUCUAUAAAAAACAGCACUGUAAAAACACAUUUACCUUAAAAACAAUACGACCAAGUAUAUUUAUGACAAUAAUUAAUAAACCAAAUAAAUGUCUUGUAACAACGUCUGAUAAUUAACAUCGAAUUAAAUUAAAUCCUGAAUAGUUGAAAUAGUUUCCAGUUGCUGUCAUAAAUGUCGUUGCGUUGUUAUUAUAUGUAUUUUUUUAUUCAGUACCUAUGACACAACAUAAAAUCUUUAUAAAGUAAGAGUAAUACUGACUCUGCAGUUCUUUGAUAAAAUUUUAAGGUUAUGAAUCUGCAAAUACAUAAGGAUACGUACAUCGAGGAUGACAUUGCAGAGAAUUCUACCACGAGUCAGCGCAUACUCGCCACUUAGCUAUUGGGUACCAAAACCAUGAUGCACCACCCGCGGCGUUACGCGUCCGCUAAAAGUCCCUUCCGACAUGGGCAUAACAUACAUUCCUAUACUGUGACUGUUGACACAAUGACAAAGCGCGACCGUCGCGAAUGGUCGACUUGGCCUUAGAUUCAGGCAACUUUUCGCACGUUCUAGUUAUAUAUGUUUAUGAAGCAAACAAGCAUUCUUGAGAGCAUUCUAUUCAUUAAUUGAGAACGCGGUUAGAACAGCUGCUCAAAAGAUGCUCUGUGUCCAUUUACAUUAAAAUAAUUGGUCACGGUAGGAAUAGAAUGAGUAUCGGCUGGUUUGAUGUAAAUGCAUAGUAACGCGUUGCAAUGAAGCAUCGUUCCAAUUCAUUUCUGAAGAAACACUGCGCGUACGAUCACUGACCGCCGAUGCUGAAUAAAUCGUCAGCCCUUGUCAUACAGGUUUUUUUUUUAGAAAGAGAUUCAACUAUGUAUAUGUUUUAUAUCACCUGCAGAUGAGUGUAUGGCUCUACAUUACACCGUCCGUUUCUUGAUAUGUCAAACUUAUAAAAGAAAGUGGAAUGUAAUGUACCUUACAGCUUUAACUAGUUAUACCUAAUGUAUAUUUUUGCUCGUUAAUUAAACUAUCAGAAUUUUAGCUUUUAAUAUUACAAAUCAUUUAAAUGUAAAUCGGUAGAAGUGAUGAGUACACUUAGUUUACAGAUUCACUGUCACCGCUAGCUAUAGACAACACGUAAGCAAAUACCUGGCACUACUUAAAAGAUCACCAAAAAAAUUAACUGUGAAAGUCAGGCUACCACGCGAAAUGUAGUUAUAACAUCCCAAAGAGAGAAAAUAUGGUCUGAGAUAGUUCUUUUUGGAUGUAAGAAGUUGAAGUGUUUGCGUAUAGCACACGUUUUAAAUCCCUGCAAACAAUAAAUCCGGCUGUUUUGAUUAGAUUGACAGCUCUGAAAGUUUAUACCGGCAAUAUUCAAUUAUGAAUUGUGUUGUACGUAAACGCUCUUGUAAUAACGGCUGGAAAUCCAAUUGGACUUCACACAGGAUAUUGGUUUGUGGUUAAACUGAUCAAAUCAUUAAAAUUUUCGGUUAAGAUGCCACGCAAUAAAAUGUUGCUAGUUCUAAAAAUAGUUGUUAAUUCUGUUUUAAACCUAUUUUGUGAAUCUACGUGAAUAUGCGUACGCAAACUUCUACUGAUUAGUUCAUGACGUAUUCUAAUAAGCAUUUGUUGAAUGAGUACCUUGAUUUCCAAAUGUGCUGUUUGCAGUGCGUUACUUAUAAAAACCUAUUUAAUGAAACUGACGUUGUAACUAAUUCUAAAUUAUAUAAUAUAUCAUUUGUUAUUGUUUGAGGCUGAGAGAAAUGAAACAAUCAAACUAUGAUCAUCUAAAAGUGUUGUGUUAAUGUGGAAGCAAGUUGUGUACUAUUUGUUUGAUUUAUUGAAAUGUUUAAUAAGAAUAAUAUACUUAUAUGUUAAAUUUGUGACUCAAAUAUCUUCCUCACUGCAAAACUAAAUUUUAUGGUACUGGUGUGGUUAAUGAUGUUGCUCAAACUGAAUAACUUUAAAACAAGUAGUUACAUUGUACGAAAUUUAGUUCUGUGAUCCAAUAAAUUAUAAUAUAUGAUCUG
Messenger RNA from Helicoverpa armigera (cotton bollworm), 7870 nucleotides. It is a transcript of the gene RDL2, whose product is annotated as gamma-aminobutyric acid receptor subunit beta. Bases 167 to 1657 code for a protein of 496 amino acids. Gene Ontology annotation, biological process: nervous system process; signal transduction; chloride transmembrane transport. The record is from RefSeq and is a predicted model, not a curated record. Gene Ontology annotation, cellular component: GABA-A receptor complex; plasma membrane; neuron projection. The transcript is spliced from 10 exons. Gene Ontology annotation, molecular function: GABA-A receptor activity; neurotransmitter receptor activity; extracellular ligand-gated monoatomic ion channel activity. NCBI's taxonomy places the organism in Eukaryota, Metazoa, Arthropoda, Insecta, Lepidoptera, Noctuidae.